This is a messenger RNA of Zasmidium cellare ATCC 36951, 1572 nucleotides long. RefSeq lists its product as uncharacterized. Gene Ontology annotation, biological process: retrograde vesicle-mediated transport, Golgi to endoplasmic reticulum; Golgi localization; endoplasmic reticulum to Golgi vesicle-mediated transport. The record is from RefSeq and is a predicted model, not a curated record. Gene Ontology annotation, cellular component: COPI vesicle coat; cytosol. The coding region runs from base 1 to 1572 and encodes 523 amino acids. NCBI's taxonomy places the organism in Eukaryota, Fungi, Ascomycota, Dothideomycetes, Mycosphaerellales, Mycosphaerellaceae. The transcript has a single exon.
AUGGUGGUCCUCAGCGCAGCCAUCACCACCCGAUCGGGGAAGCCCAUCCUCGCCCGACAGUUCCGUCAGAUGCAAAGGUCGCGAGUCGAGGCUCUCCUGGCAUCUUUCCCCAAACUCGCAGAUACGGCCUCGCAGCACACCACUGUCGAACAGGACAAUGUUCGCUUCGUCUACCAGCCACUGGACGAGCUGUACAUGGUUUUGAUCACCAACCGCCAAUCCAACAUCCUCCAAGACAUCUCCACACUCCACCUAUUCGCACAAGUUGUCGGAUCGAUAUGCAAGAGCCUCGACGAGCGCGAAAUUGCACGAUGCGCCUACGAACUUCUUUCCGCCUUCGACGAGGUCGUAACGCUCGGUUACAGGGAGAACUUGACUCUGAGCCAGAUCAAGACGUUCCUGGACAUGGAGUCGCACGAAGAGCGCAUUCAGGAGAUCAUUGCCCGCAACAAGGAGCUUGAGGCUUCAGAAGAGCGGAAACGCAAGGCGAAGCAGUUGGAAAUGCAGCGCAAGGAAAUGUCUCGUGCUGCGAGAGUCGGCAGUGGCAGCAUGGGAGGCAUGCCGAGGACACCCAACUAUCCCACGUACACUCCACCGCCCGCUGCUCCCAGCAUGACCGACUCUUACGACUCGUACAACGCUGCUAAGAAUCAGACCUUCAACAAGCCGCUUGCUACACGAGGAAAGGGAAUGCAGCUGGGCAAGAAGAAGACUACCAAUACCAUGUUCGAGCAGGUUCGCGGCGACCUGGGCCCAGAAGCGGAGGCUAGUGCACCGCUGGCUGGUGUACCUACUCCAGCUGCUCAGCCUAUUCAACCGUCCGUACCUGCGACAAGGGGCAGCAUCGACAGAGAAGGCAUUCAUGUCACAGUCGCCGAAGCCAUAUCUGCUCGUCUGUCUCGAGAAGGCGCCGUGGAACUCUUCGAGGUCAAGGGUGAUCUCCAAUUGCGAAUCACUGACCCUAGCUUGACUCAAGUCAAACUUGACCUUGCUCUUGGCGAUACCAAAGGCGCCCAGCUCAACGCACAUCCAAAGGUCGACAAGGCGCAGUUCAAGAACAACAACACGAUUCAACUUACAGACACCACCAAGGGUUUCCCAGCCAACAACAGCAUCCAGGUGAUGCGAUGGCGGCUCGUGGCAAAACCGGAUGAUGUUCAAGAACCCCCUAUCAAAUUCACGGUCUGGACCUCAGAGCUUUCGCCAAACACGUACAGCAUCACUGUCGAAUACGAGCUGACUGGCUCUGACCCUCUCAAGGAUGUAACUGUGGUCAUCCCAUACGCGACAUCUGAGCCUUCCGUCUCGAGCUUCGACGCUGUGUACGAGGUCAGCGGAGACAGCAUAGACUGGACCAUUGGCGAUGUGGACGAUAGCAAUCCUAGCGGAAGCUUUGAGAUUGAGGCUCAAGCAUCGUCGGAAAGCGAGUUCUUCCCGAUGCAGGUGCGCUUCGCAAAGAGCCGACCAUGGGUGGAUGUCGACGUGAACAGCGUGACCUUGUUGAACAUGAACCAGGAUGUAGGGUACAGCAAAGACAUUAGGUCGGUAGCUGAGAGCUACACCAUUGUCUGA